GCUGCGUAUCGAGGCAACACAGUCGGACUGCCGCGCUUUUGUCCUGUUGACAAUGUGGACAAGAUUGACAAGACGGUGCUGCACAGCUACCUGCGUAACUACUUCUGUCCUGAGCGGAUGGUGCUGGCUGGGGUCGGCAUCGAGCACGAGCAGCUGGUUGAAUGUGCCAGGAAGUACCUGCUGGACGUGAAGCCAGUGUGGGGAACGGGCGCAGUAGCCAACGUGGACCUCUCUGUCGCACAGUACACGGGUGGCAUCGUAAAGAUGGAGAAGGAUAUGUCGGAUGUGAGCCUUGGCCCCACCCCGAUCCCA
This is a messenger RNA of Morone saxatilis (striped sea-bass), 312 nucleotides long. It is a transcript of the gene pmpca, whose product is annotated as peptidase, mitochondrial processing subunit alpha. Gene Ontology annotation, molecular function: metal ion binding; metalloendopeptidase activity. The record is from RefSeq and is a predicted model, not a curated record. Gene Ontology annotation, cellular component: mitochondrion. Lineage: Eukaryota; Metazoa; Chordata; Actinopteri; Moronidae.